Molecule: messenger RNA, 96 nt
Organism: Tauraco erythrolophus (red-crested turaco)
Lineage: Eukaryota; Metazoa; Chordata; Aves; Musophagiformes; Musophagidae
Source: RefSeq, a predicted model, not a curated record
AGUAUACCUGAAAUACCUCCUAAGCCUGGAGAACUGAAAACAGAACUGUUGGGUCUAAAAGCAAGAUCAAGCCAAGUUCAGAGUUCACAACAGUGA